UACACUCGCGCUCGCAUACCCGCCCCGGCAUGUAACUUAUUAGUAACACGUAAAAGCCGUUUCCACUACUAGUUCAAGUCCACUUUCUUCCUCUUUUUCCUCCAAAGUCCCCCAACAAAAAGCAAAGCAAACAAAAGCCGAUGCCUUCCCUCUCUUUUCCUUCCACUUUCUUCUCUCUCCUCCCAAACACAAACAGCACAGAAAACCAAGAGAGAGAGCCGAAACCCCCAAUGGACAGCCGAGGAAACAGCGUGAGGAGCAACAACCGAUCCUUAUCGAUGUCCGACACCGAGUCCCAGUACCAGUCCCCGCUCCGCUCCGACUCCCCCCUCCGCUCCGACGACCCGGAUCCGCCGCCCGCCUCGACCAAGUCCCCCUCCAAAGCAAUCGAUAAAUUCUUCUCCCCCCUCCGAUCUCCCCUCGAAAACCACAACCACAACCAGAAGCAGCAGAAGAAGAAGAAUUUCGAGGCGCCGUCGUCGACGGUGGUGUUGUAUAAUAACAGGGCGGGGAGGGAGGAGGCGGUGACGAAGAAGGUUGCUGCGGGGUUGGGAGGAGUAGGGGAGGGGGAUUUGGAGGAUGGAGUGGUGGGGGAGGAGGGAGAGGGGAGGGGGGAUGGGGUGGUGAGGGGGAUAGUGAGGAGGACGGAAAGGGAGGUGGUGGUGAAGAGGGGGGAGUUGGGGUUUAGGGUUUGCGAGGUGGCGUUGUGUUUGGUUUCGUUCUCGGUUAUGGCGGCAGAUAAGACUCAGGGGUGGAGUGGUGACUCCUUUGAUCGGUACAAGGAGUACAGGUACUGUGUUGCUGUGACUGUUAUUGGGUUCGUAUAUGCAGCGUUUCAAGCAUGCAAUCUAUCCUACCAUUUGGCCACUGGGAAACACCUUUUCUUUCACCCCCUCCGGUGUUACUUUGAUUUUGCAAUGGAUCAGAUUCUGGCGUACCUUCUAAUAUCUGCAUCAUCAUCGGCAGCCACCAGGGUAGACGACUGGGUACUGAACUGGGGGAAAGACGAGUUCACAGAGAUGGCCAGCGCUUCUAUUGGGAUGUCGUUCUUGGCUUUUGUUGCCUUUUCCCUUAGCUCUCUCAUAUCUGGCUACAACCUUUGCAACCGCAGUACUACUUAGUCUCCGCCGAUCACCAUCCACGCAUUCGUAGGCUUUAUGGCCAUGAGGGAACUAGAAAGUGGCGUAAACAAAUUGUGUAUUGUACAGACGAUAUAUUUUUUGUUUUUGGGCAUGUUACACUUUUGGGGCAAAGUUUAUUAGGUUGAUCCGAUCGCUUUUGUAAAUGAAAUAGUUCCACUGUGUUUGAAUAAUAAAACGGCCUUUUUUUUCAUUG
Messenger RNA from Rhododendron vialii, 1335 nucleotides. RefSeq names its product CASP-like protein 4A3. Lineage: Eukaryota; Viridiplantae; Streptophyta; Magnoliopsida; Ericales; Ericaceae. The record is from RefSeq and is a predicted model, not a curated record. The transcript is spliced from 3 exons. Bases 141 to 1121 code for a protein of 326 amino acids.